Molecule: messenger RNA, 528 nt
Organism: Diorhabda sublineata
Lineage: Eukaryota; Metazoa; Arthropoda; Insecta; Coleoptera; Chrysomelidae
Product: peroxynitrite isomerase THAP4-like
Exons: 1
Coding region: 1-528 (175 amino acids)
Source: RefSeq, a predicted model, not a curated record
AUGCAACCCAGAAAAACGCACGAAUUGGUUAAACCGCUUUGUUGGUUAUUGGGAACAUGGAAAUCUGUUAACGUUAAAUUGAAACGUAAAUUAAAUUUACCGAUGAGCGACCACUGCAAACUUUUAAAAGCCAGCGCAUACGAUACCUACAGUGAAAUAUUAACCUUCAGUACAUUUGGUCAUCCAACAAUAAAAUACGAAGCAACUUCGUGGCAUCCGAAGAAUUUCUUUCCAUUAAAAUUUGAGGUCGGUCAUUUUAUGUGUCAUCCUGGUAAAAAGAACUUGACAGUCGUUGCGGCUCAUAAUUACGGAAUGGCUGCUGUUGAAGUUGGAAAAAUUACUCAGCAUUGUAUCGAACUUUGUACUUUAUCAAUGGCAAAUUCUGAAGUCGUCGAUAAACCGGUAGUUGGAUAUUGUAGAUCCUAUCGCAUAAACGACCAAGGACAAUUGGUAUAUAAGCUGAAAUUACGAACACAGGACGAACAUAGUCUGAAAGAAUAUACGAGAAUUAUUUACGAAAAAGAUUAA